GAGAGAACCAAGCUUUUCUUCAGGUGGCUUUUCGAGUCGGAUGAAUUGAGCGUCCGCGCCUCGUGGCGCUUCUGAAUGGGGAACCACAAGCCUCGGUCCUUGUCCGAGGGGUUUUCCACAGCGGGCCACCAAUAAAACUCGCCAUUGACAUAUUUGAAGAAUUUCUUUCUCGACGCAGCGAACGAACGACCAAUUUGUACGGAAUUUUUUCCUCACGCCUGCGUUAUGGACUCGCCCAUCAAUAACCCGUUGACGCUCAAAUGCGGGCUGAAGCUGAAAAACCGGCUCGUCAAGGCCGCAAUGGCGGAAUGUAUCGCGGACAGUAACGGGCUACCUACCAACGUGCACAACAACAUCUACAAGCAAUGGGGCGCUGGUGGUUGGGGAAUGGUUUUUACCGGCAAUGUCCAGGUGGACAGAAUGUAUCUCGGGGAUGCUCGAGAUACCGCGUUUGAUUCAUCCCAGGAAGCCGAGUUCCUUGCGAGAUGGAGCGCCCUCACCGAGGGGUGCACGAAAGUCGGCACACCCGCCAUCAUGCAGAUCAACCACCCCGGACGACAGUCGCCGCUUGGUGCAGGCACGCGUGGGUUCUGCGAGAAGAACAUCAGCCCGAGCGCCAUCCCCCUGAACCUGGGCUCGGGCUUGGUCGCGAGGUUCGCGAGCUCGUUUCUCUUUGGCACCCCACGCGAAAUGAGCCAGCAGGAUAUCGAUUCCGUUAUCAACCGGUUUGUCGACUGCAGCCGGCUGGCCCACAAAGCAGGAUUCCAGGGUGUAGAGCUCCACGCCGCGCACGGCUACCUCUUGGCCCAAUUCUUGAGCCCCAAGACAAAUCAGCGAAGCGAUGCCUAUGGCGGCUCCGCUGAGAGCCGCGCGCGCAUCGUAACUGAGAUCAUCCAUGGCAUCCGUGAUGCUCUCCCGGCGACGUUCUGUAUUGGGAUCAAGCUGAACUCGGUUGACCACCAGUCACGCGAGACCCUGGCCGCCUGUGUAAAGCAGCUGAGGCUGAUCGUCGCCGCUGGUGUGGACUUUGUGGAGAUCAGUGGUGGAACCUACGAAGACCCCCAGAUGAUGCAAGCGGCCGCGCAGCCGCAGCAGGAAAAGUCCGCCCGGACCCUUGCGCGUGAGGCCUUCUUCCUCGAAUUCGCCAGCGCGAUCCGGCAUGAAAUCCCCGACGUCCCACUCCUGGUCACCGGCGGGUUCAGGACUCGAAGGGGGCUUGCUGCAGCUCUUGCGGACAAUGCGUGCGACCUGGUCGGGCUCGGGCGACCGGCGGUUGUCAACCCUUAUUUGCCCAACAGCGUCAUCUUGAACGAGGAUAUACCUGAUGAACAGGCGUAUUUCCCGACAAAGCCGAUCCCGCCAUCAUGGUUUGUCAAGUUUUCUGGAGUCAAGUCUGCGGGCUCCGGGGCUGAAUCUAAAUGGUACAGUAAACAGAUACAGCAAAGAGGGCGUGGAAAAUAA
Molecule: messenger RNA, 1461 nt
Organism: Aspergillus calidoustus
Lineage: Eukaryota; Fungi; Ascomycota; Eurotiomycetes; Eurotiales; Aspergillaceae
Source: the annotation of a GenBank genome assembly